This is a messenger RNA of Blepharisma stoltei, 1587 nucleotides long. Lineage: Eukaryota; Ciliophora; Heterotrichea; Heterotrichida; Blepharismidae. The record is from the annotation of a GenBank genome assembly.
AUGACAAACAAAAGCACACUUGAUGACUACACUAUCUUAGAAAAGAUAGGAUCUGGUCUCACAGCCAAAGUCAAAGUUGUGAGAGAUUCUGAAAGUGGGGAGGUCUACGCUGCUAAGAUUUACAGAUCUAAAAGCUGCGAAGCUUCUUCUAGAAAUAUAAUCAGAACUGCAGACAAUGAGAUCGCGAAUUUACAACAGAUUUCUCAUCCGAAUGUAAUUAAGCUGAUUUGCUCAAAUAAAUCAGGAGAAUAUGUUAACUUUUGCCAAGCUUGAAACCCAAUCCCCACCACCCUAUGCCAAACUACCUAUCUUGAUAGUAAGAGAUAUUGCAGAUAUCAUUUUUACAUAUAUUACAUGCUUUAUUUCACAUCUCUAGUAUAUAACAAAUUUUUAUAUGUCUAGCAAGUUUGGCUCAUAUUUUUGAUUAAAUUGAAAUGAGAUAUGUAAAAUAAGCUAAAUAAACAAGUUAAUCUGUUAAAAUGUAUUAAUUUAGCACUAUCAGUUCUAAAUUAUGUAUAUGUCUAUAUAGAUAAUUAUAAUUGAAUUGAUUUAUUUGUGUCUAUCAAUUUUAAAGCAGCAUUCGACUAAAUAUAUAAAUUAAAUGCUAUAAUAAAACGAAAUCCAAUGUAUUUAUCUUAUUUAUUAGUCUAAAAAAUUUAUUACAUAAAAAUUCUUUUUAUACUAGGGAUAUGAAAUAAAGCAUUUAAUAUAUGCUUAAACAUGCUAUAAAUCACAUUUUAAUAGUUAAGAGCGAAACCACUGAAAUACCACUUAUAGUUCUUAUUAUCAUGACUAUAGUAGUUUGUAAAGAAGGGAUGGGGGUAGGUUUCUUGCUUAACCAAACUUUGUCUUAUAAAAGCUUAAAUAUUAUAAUUAUUUAUUUAAUCUCUUUUAGUAUAAAGCACUAUAAUAUAAAAAGAGGUUAAGAAAAGCGGAGAAAGGUACUCGUGUGCUUACAUUGUGAUGGAAUUCUGCCCUAAUGGCAAUUUCUACGAAACUAUAAGAAAUAUUGGAAGAUUUAAUGAAAAUAUUUCUAGAUUUUACUUCCAUCAAUUGAUAAACGCAAUAGAUGCAGCCCACCAAAGACACAUAGUGCACAGAGACUUAAAGCUCGAAAAUUUGCUGCUUGACGGCGAUUACAAUUUAAAAGUGACUGACUUCGGGUUCAGUGCUUCAGUUUUUGACAAGGAUGGGUCAAGAAUGCUGAGAACCCACUUGGGAACUGAAGGAUAUAUGGCGCCUGAGCUGUACAUGAACAUCAACUACUAUGGAGAAUCCGUUGAUGUGUUUGCAGCUGGCGUUAUUUUAUUCAUUUUUAGGUCUGUAAACCCUCCAUUUAGCAGAGCAAACAUGAGUGAUAGAAUAUAUGAAAUUUUAGUAAAAAAUCCAAAGAAAUUUUGGGGUCUCUACUCAAGGAACAAGCCUCAAAACUACUAUAGUGAGGAAUUCAAAAGUUUAAUAAUGGGAAUGCUUCAUCCAAAUCCUGAAAGAAGAUUCACUAUUUAUGAUAUAAAAAAUCAUCCUUGGUAUAAUGGUCCGAUAGCGUCUUUGGAAGAAGUCCAAAGCAUUUUUAGAAGAAAUGCUUAA